Messenger RNA from Fomitiporia mediterranea MF3/22, 2283 nucleotides. RefSeq names its product cell division control protein 4. Lineage: Eukaryota; Fungi; Basidiomycota; Agaricomycetes; Hymenochaetales; Hymenochaetaceae. The record is from RefSeq and is a predicted model, not a curated record. The transcript has 7 exons. Bases 95 to 1360 code for a protein of 421 amino acids. Gene Ontology annotation, molecular function: protein binding.
ACGAAGUCUAUCUCGGAGCUUCCCUUCUCAUUGAAGUAUUCUCAUCACUAGAGAAAGACUGGAAUCAUAGCUGGGAGACAGGACUUUAUCACUCAUGAGCGUUACUGGACCUAGUCCUCCUAUCGAACCGGAUAAUUCGGAGCUGACAUCCUGGGUCAAGAACGAUAACCCCAAACACCUAUCGUUUCCGGUUCACGGUAGACACGUAGUCACCUGCUUGCUUAUUACUUCUCGUGGUAGAGUCGUAUCAGCUGGAGAUGAUGCUGAGAUAUACGUUUAUUCGUUGUCGACCGGUAAACAGAUACAUUCAUUGAAAGGACAUGAAGGCGGCGUGUGGACGGUGAAAGCGUAUAAAGAGACGCUCGUGUCUGGGUCGACUGAUAAGACUGUACGAGUAUGGGACUUGAAGACGGGAAACUGUAUGCAUGUUUUUGGUGGACAUACGAAUACUGUUAGGUGUUUGGAGGUUGUCAGGCCUGAAGAGGUUGAUUGGACGGAUGAGGAUGGGGUUAGGCGCCGUGAAUGUUGGCCAAAAGAGCCUCUGAUCGUAUCUGGAAGUCGGGAUUAUACUUUGCGUGUAUGGACACUCCCGAAGCGUGGUGAAGCGGAAUAUCGAUGCAGUAAGACAAAGGAUCUUUCUGACGAAGAUACCACAAAAAAUCCGUAUUAUAGAUUUGUGCUCGAAGGGCAUGAACAUGCUGUUCGGGCCUUGGAUGCACGAGGGCGUAUAGCCGUAUCAGGUAGUUAUGACAAUACCGUUUGUAUAUGGGAUAUCAUAACGGGCAAAUGUAAAUGGGUGCUCGCAGGGCAUACGCAAAAAGUUUACUCUGCUGUCUUGGAUCUGGAGCGCGACCAAGUUUAUUCAGGAUCAUUGGAUAGUACUGUGCGAAUAUGGAGCGUAACCACUGGAGAAUGCAUACAUACGCUCUUGGGGCACACGUCACUUGUUGGUCUCUUGGGUAUAUCGUCCUCAUACCUUGCUUCUGCGUCGGCAGACGCAACCGUACGCAUCUGGAACCCAGAAACCGGAGAGUUGCAGCACGUUCUACAAAGUAGUCAUAACGGCCCGAUUACCUGUUUCCAGCACGACGACUUCAAAGUACUUAGUGGGUCCGAUGGAUCAUUGAGGAUGUGGGAUGUUAAGACCGGUUCGUUCGUGAAGGAUUUGCUCAAUGUCAUUCAUGGUGUAUGGCAAGUUGCGUUUAAAGGGCGUUGGUGUGUUGCGGCGAGUAACCGUGCGGAUCACACUAUGCUAGAUAUCUGGGAUUUUAGCCGUACAGCUUUGGAGGGCGAGGAAUCUGGGGAUGUUGAGGAUAGUUUCUCGGUCAGUUCGGACGAAGAGGAUGAAACCGAGGACUGAAGUCACUCAGCGCUGCUGUAUUCACCACCUAAAAAUUUGACGUAGAGAUCUAGGGGUAUAUGUUGUAUACGGGUGUAGAAUACCUUUGCAUACAUGCAAGAAAAUUAUCACAGGAGCCAAAUGCAAGACAAAUGCAACCUCUCAUUCUCAAUCUUCCUUAAGAGGAUGGAGCGCUUCGGCCUUUCGGCGUUUCCAGACUUUCCGUUGGUACGCAAGAAUAAUAGGGAUGAACUCUCGCAUACCAAAUUCAGGCCAGUAACACGGAACGAAUUGUAUCUGGGUGUCUUCAGAUGCUUGCCAGAGCAUGUAGUCGCUUAGUCGUCGAACGCCACUUGUCCGAACGAGGAUGUCUAGAGGUGGGCUUCCUGAAAGUGUCGUCAUUAAGUUUGUGUCUAUUGAUUCCUCCGAGAUGGAGUCGAUGUCUCCACCGUUUUCUAAUGUGUACUUGACAGUUUUCUUCAUAGCAGUGGUCAUUUCGUCACUGGAAGCGUAUGGCAUGCAGAGAUUAAGUAUGGCUUUAUUAUUGUGCCUCGUCAAGCUCUCUGCUUUACGAACGGCUUUCAGAACGUCUGGAGGUAGCAUGGACUUCUGUCCAAGUACACAAAGUCGGACACCGUACUUGUCGAGUAAGUUCCCUUUCUCACAUAGCUCGUAAAGUUUAUCCCUUGCGAGAUCCAUGAGCGCAUCCACCUCUUCUGGAGGACGUUUAAAGUUCUCGAUAGCGAAGGCAUACACAGAUACGCAUUUGAUAUUCAGAUAUAAGCAUACUUCCAAGAGCUGCCGCAACGUCUGGAAUCCAUCAGCAUGUCCACGAACUACUUCCAUGUGCCUUCCUCGCGCAUAGCGCCUAUUUCCGUCCAUUAUAAAUGCAACAUGACGAGGAAUAGGACCUGCUGAGAGGAUAGCUAGUGCUAUACGUUGUA